Molecule: messenger RNA, 1700 nt
Organism: Teleopsis dalmanni
Lineage: Eukaryota; Metazoa; Arthropoda; Insecta; Diptera; Diopsidae
Gene: Eip78C
Product: ecdysone-induced protein 78C
Exons: 8
Coding region: 62-1669 (535 amino acids)
Biological process (GO): regulation of DNA-templated transcription
Molecular function (GO): sequence-specific DNA binding; zinc ion binding; nuclear receptor activity
Source: RefSeq, a predicted model, not a curated record
GUUUAAAUGCAUUUUAGUGCUUUUAUUUAUCUCGGCCAGCCCCGUCGAGGGCCGGCGACCCAUGGAUUUUCCCAAUACAACUAGUUUAAGCGCCGCCAGUGAUACGAAUAACACCACCAGCAGAAUUGUUUUUGGCAACUCAAAUUCAUAUACAAACUUUCAUCUGAAAAAUGAAGUUGACGAUUUAAAUACAUCAACAAAUAUAACUACAUCAACAAUAACAACAGCAGCAAGCGGUAUCAAUUCAUCACCAGCAUUAACACCACCCACGCCCAUUAGUCCACGAGAACAGCAAAGUCCGGUUAGUUCUUCGGGCUCGAGUGAUACAGUUUCGGAUCAACAAUUUGCCAUUGCGGACUCAAAUUCCAACUCAAGUGUUUCGAAAUCAUUUGUGCCCUGCAAAGUUUGUGGUGAUAAGGCUUCUGGCUAUCAUUAUGGAGUAACUUCUUGUGAAGGUUGUAAGGGAUUCUUUCGACGCAGCAUACAAAAACAAAUCGAAUAUCGUUGCCUUAGAGAUGGCAAAUGCUUAGUUAUUCGCUUAAAUCGAAAUCGGUGCCAAUAUUGUCGUUUCAAGAAAUGUCUUUCCGCUGGAAUGAGUCGAGACUCUGUGCGUUAUGGUCGGGUUCCAAAGCGUUCACGUGAACUGAAUGGUACUCCAUCAUCUGCGUCUACAGAAAAUAUUGUGCGUGUAAAUACACCGGUCACACCAAAUACACCACAAACACCACAAAUGUGUUCUGUUGCCUCGCCCUCGGAGCUCGGUUGUAAUACCAACUCGAAUAACGCUACACCAGGUGUUGUCAUGGUGGGCGGUGGGGGUGGCGGCGUGCAAUUAGUAAACGAUAUCGAUGCCAAUAUGACGGGAGUUGUUGGUAGCGGUAGCGGCAAUACAAAUGAACUAAGCGUCUACGAUGUCAUUAUGUGCGUCUCACAGGCGCAUCGUGUCCAUUGCUCUUACACAGAAGAACAAACACGAGACUUAAUGCAACGGCCAAUAGCAGUACCACAAAAUGGAAUUGUCAAUACUUUGUCGGAGACGUUAGAAUUUCAGAAAAUCUGGCUUUGGCAACAAUUUGCCGCACGCAUUACACCCGGCGUUCAACGGAUUGUGGAGUUCGCUAAACGGGUGCCAGGUUUCUGUGACUUCACACAAGACGAUCAGUUAAUAUUAAUUAAACUGGGCUUUUUUGAAGUAUGGAUAACACACGUGGCACGCAUGAUUAAUGAUGCCACUUUGACUUUCGAUGAUGGAGCGUAUUUAGCACGACAGCACCUGGAAAUACUAUACGAUGCGGACUUCGUUUUGUCACUUGUCAACUUUGCAAACACUUUAAAUGGCUACGGACUCAGUGAUACUGAAAUUGGCUUAUUUUCUGCCAUGGUAUUAUUGGCUGCUGAUCGUUCCGGUAUAUCAGAGCAUAAAAUGAUCGCACGCGCACGUGAACGUAUCGCUGAAGCUUUACGCGUACAAAUCGUACGCUCUAGAGCCGGAUCUACACAAGCUUUACAGCUUAUGCCAGCUCUUGAAGCGAAAAUCCCAGAGCUGCGUUCGCUAGGCGCCAAACAUUUCUCACAUUUAGACUGGUUGCGAAUAAAUUGGACGAAGCUACGACUGCCACCACUUUUCGCUGAAAUAUUUGACAUACCGAAGUCGGAAGAUGAUCUGUAGAUGGAAAGCUGCGAUUAUUUUACACAUAAAA